This is a messenger RNA of Pan troglodytes (chimpanzee), 32038 nucleotides long. RefSeq names its product zinc finger protein 20-like. The coding region runs from base 2214 to 4136 and encodes 640 amino acids. Gene Ontology annotation, cellular component: nucleus. Gene Ontology annotation, biological process: regulation of DNA-templated transcription. NCBI's taxonomy places the organism in Eukaryota, Metazoa, Chordata, Mammalia, Primates, Hominidae. The transcript has 8 exons. The record is from RefSeq and is a predicted model, not a curated record.
CCGUGAGAACUGUCAAUCAGGCGUCCAGCCCGCUGGAGGAUGCGAGGUUGAAAAAGCCCGCGGCGUCUUCUCUGUCCCCUGCGCUCGGCUCCCUGCUCGGUCGGGCUGGAACCUGUACUGGCAGCCGGAGGUGUAGGUAGGAACCGGAAUACCUCGGAAGCCGGGAAAUGAUGGAGUUUCAUUCUUGUUGCCCAGGCUGGAGUGCAAUGGCGCGAUCUCAGCUCACCACAACCUCUGCCUCCCACAUUCAAGCGAUUCUCCUGCCUCAGCCUCCCGAGUAGCUGGGAUUAAAGGCAUGUGCCACCAUGCCCAGCUAAUUUUGUAUUUUUUAGUAGAGACGGGGUUUCUCCAUAUUGGUCAGGCUGGUCACAAACUCCUGACCUUAGGUGAUCUGUCCACCUCGACCUUCCAAAGUGCUGGGAUUACAGGCAUGAGACACUGCUCCCGGCCUUGUUUUCUAUUUUUAAAACUUUCUCUUUUUCUACCUUCUGUAGUUUUUGCUUGUUUGUUUGUUUUUUUUGAGAUGGAGUCUCGCUCUGUUGCCCAGCCUGGAGUGUAGUGGCGUGAUCUCAUCUCACUGCAACCUUCACCUCCUCCUGGGUUCAAAUGAUUCUCGUGCCUCAGUCUCCCGAGUAGCUGGUAUUACAGGCGUGUGCCACCAUACCCGGUUAAUUUUAAUAAUUUUAGUAGAGACAGGGUUUCGCCAUGUUGGCCACGUUGGUCUUGAACUCUUGACCUCAAGUGAUCUGUCUGCCUCGGCCUCCCAAAGUGCUGGCAUUACAGGGGUGAGCCACUGUGCCUGGUAGUAACUUUUUCAAAGUAUGUUUACAGAGAUGUAUUCCCUGUCCUCUGUAGUCAAUGAAGGCUCUGUUCCUUUAACUUGUGUUCAUCUAGUGUUUUGAGAGAGGUUUCCUGAAUGCUAGGAGCUAAAAUAAAACAGACCUGGCCGGGUGCUGUGGCUCAUGCCUGUAAUCCCGGCACUUUGGGAGGCCAAGGCGGGUGGAUCACCUGAGGUCAGGAGUUCGAGGCCAGCCUGGCCAACAUGGCGAAACCCUGUCUCUACUAAAAAUACAAAAAUUAGCCAGGCGUGGUGGUGGGCCCCUGUAAUCCCAGCUACUGGGGAGGCUGAGGCUGGAGAAUCACUUGAACCUGGGAGGCAGAGGUUGCAGUGAGCUGAGAUCUUACCACUGCACUCCAGCCUGGGCAGCAAGAGCAGAACUCUGUCUCAAAAAACAAACAAACAAACAAACAAUCAAACAAAAAGAGGCCCAAACCUGACCUCUUCCAGGCUUUGUGGAUGGCUUUGUCGUGCAGCAUUCCUUGAACACUCGGCCUGAGUUUUGUUUUGUUUUUUUUUUUUGAGACGGAGUCUCGCUCUGUCACCCAAGCUGGAGUGCAGUGGCGUGGUCCUGGCUCACUGCCAGCUCUGCCUCCCGGGUUCACGCCAUUCUCCUGCAUCAGCCUCCUGAGUAGCUGGGCCUACAGGUGCCCGCCACCACACCCGGCUAAGUUUUGUAGUUUUAGUAGAGACGGGGUUUCACCGUGUUAGCCAGGAUGGUCUGGAUCUCCUGACCUCUUGAUCUGCCUGCCUCAGCCUCCCAAAGUGCUGGGAUUACAGGCGUGAGCCAUCACGCCCGGCCGACUGUUUAAAACUCUGCGUUAGCCUCCAAUUUCUGCUGAACUGAGCCUAGAGAUCAGCCAGUGCCGAAACUUAGGGCCUCCUCAGGUUUUUUCUAGAAAUGUGUUAUUUCCUGGGCAGACGUGAGGCUUUCUCAAUUCCCCAGGAUACCAAAGUGCUUUUGAUUAGCCUAAUUUCUGAAGCUAAUUUUCUCUCCAGAUUGUUUUCCUGGGUCUUAGAUGGUCUAUUCUGUCUCAGUCAUAGACUGUUGUUCCAGAUGGUUGCAGGCUUUUUGUUGACAAUAUUUUUAUGUAGUCCCUGCCAAUUUUUGACCCCAGUUAGGCUUUAGUGUAGUUGAAACAGAGAAGAGAGCCUUAUUUCAGACUUUUCGUAGGCCCAGGAGAAAUUGGAGUAUACGAAGAUAAUAUUUGCAAAUAAAGUAAAUAUAAUAUUUGCAAAUAAGAUGGUAGAAUAGGUCACCGCGCCUGGCCUGUUCUACAUUUUCACUUACCUUUUUCUCUUUUUCAUCUUUCUGUCAACAGUGUGGUGUGUUGAAUAUUAUAGUUUCAAAAUCCUUCAUGUGUGUUAGGACUCAAUGAUCUUUGAGGAUGUGGCUGUGAACUUUACCCAGGAGGAGUGGGCUUUGCUGGAUCCGUCCCAGAAGAAACUCUACAGAGAUGUGAUGUGGGAAAUCAUCAGGAACCUGAUGUCUGUAGGAAUAAAAUGGGAAGACCGGAACAUUGAAGAUCAGUACAAAAAUUCCAGGAGAAAUCCAAGAAAUCAUAUGGCAGAGAGACUCUGUGAAUGUAAAGAUGGUCAAUGUGGAGAAACUUUCAGCCUGAUUCCAGAUGGUAUAAUGAACAAGAACACUCUUCCUGGGGUAAAACCAUGUGAAAGCAGUGUGUGUGGAGAAGGCAACGUGGAUCAUUCAUCUCUGAAUUGCUACAUCAGAGCUGACACUGGACACAAACCGUAUGAGUGUCAGGAACAUGGAGAGAAGCCACAUAAAUGUAAGCAGUGUGUAAAAACCUUCAGCUGCCUCCACUCCUUCCAAACACAUGAAAAGCCUCACACUGGAGAGAAACCCUAUGAUUGUAAGGAAUGGGAAAAAACCUUCGAUUCUCCCCAAACCGUUCGAAGAUACAGGGUAGCACAUAGUGGAGAUGGACCUUAUAAAUGUAAGUUUUGUGGGAAAGCCUUUGAUAAUCUCAGUUUAUAUCUCACACAUGAAAGAUCUCAUACUGGACAGAAGCCAUAUGAAUGUAAUGAAUGUGGGAAAGCCUUUGGUUUUCCCAGCUCCUUUCAUAGACAUGAAAGAACGCACACCGGGGAGAAACCAUAUGAAUGUAAGCAAUGUGGGAAAACCUUUAGUUGUUCCAGUUCCAUUAAAAAACAUGAAAGAAUCCACACUGGAGAGAAGCCCUAUGAAUGCAAACAAUGUGGGAAAGCCUUUGCUUCUUGCAAUUCCUUUCAGUAUCAUGAAAGGACUCACACUGGAGAGAAACCCUAUGAAUGUAAGCAAUGUGGGAAAGCCUUUAAUUGUUCCAGUUCCAUUAGAAAACAUGCAAGAAUUCACACUGGAGAGAAACCCUAUAUAUGUAAACAAUGUGGUAAAGCUUUUAGAUUUCCCAGUUCUAUUAAAAAUCAUGAAAAGACUCACACUGGAGAGAAGCUCUAUGAAUGUCAGGAAUGUGGGAAAGCCUUCAGAUAUUCCAGUUCACUUCGAGUACAUGAAAGAAUUCACACUGGAGAGAAGCCGUAUGAAUGUGAGGACUGUGGGAAAGCCUUCAGUCAUCCCACGACCUUUCGUAGACAUAAAAUUACCCACACUGCAGAGAAACCUUAUGAAUGUCAGAAAUGUGGGGAAGCCUUCCGUUAUCCUGUUGCUUUUCAUAGACAUGAAAGAACGCACACCGGGGAGAAACCAUAUGAAUGUAAGCAAUGUGGGAAAACCUUUAGUUCUUCCAGUUCCAUUAAAAAACAUGAAAGAAUCCACACUGGAGAGAAGCCCUAUGAAUGCAAACAAUGUGGGAAAGCCUUCGCUUCUUGCGAUUCCUUUCAGUAUCAUGAAAGGACUCACACUGGAGAGAAACCCUAUGAAUGUAAGCAAUGUGGGAAAGCCUUUAAUUGUUCCAGUUCCAUUAGAAAACAUGCAAGAAUUCACACUGGAGAGAAACCCUAUAUAUGUAAACAAUGUGGUAAAGCUUUUAGAUUUCCCAGUUCUAUUAAAAAUCAUGAAAAGACUCACACUGGAGAGAAGCCCUAUGAAUGUCAGGAAUGUGGGAAAGCCUUCAGAUAUUCCAGUUCACUUCGAGUACAUAAAAGAAUUCACACUGGAGAGAAGCCGUAUGAAUGUGAGGACUGUGGGAAAGCCUUCAGUCAUCUCACGACCUUUCAUAGACAUAAAAUUACCCACACUGCAGAGAAACCUUAUGAAUGUCAGGAAUGUGGGGAAGCCUUCCGUUAUCCUGUUGCUUUUUGUAGACAUAAAAUUACCCACACUGCAGAGAAACUUUGAGUGUAAGGAAUGUGGGAAAGCCUUCUGUUAUCACAGUUCCCUUCAAAGGACUCACAACGGAGAAAAGUUGUGUGGAUAUAAAAAAAUGUAAAGCUGGCUGGGUGCGGUGGCUGAUGCCUGUAAUCCCAGCACUUUGGGAGGCCAAGGCAGGCGGAUCAUGAGGUCAAGAGAUUGAGACCAUCACGGCCAACAUGGUAAAACCCCAUCUCUACUAAAAAUACAAAAAUUAGCUGGGCGUGGUGGCAUGCGCCUGUAGUACCAGCUACUUGGGAGGCUGAGGCAGGAGAAUUGCUUGAACCUGGGAGGUGGAGGUUGCAGUGAACCGAGAUUGUGCCACUGUACUCCAGCCAGGCGACAGAGCGAGACUCCGUCUCAAAAAAAAAAAAAAAAAAAAAGUAAAGCCUUCCACUAUUCCAGUACCUUCUGAAACCACGAAAGAACUCACACUUGAGAAAAACAAUGAUGUUAGGAACAUGGGAAGCCUUUCCUUUCUCUCUCAAUCGUUUGAAGGCGUAUGGUGUGACAUGCUGGCGAUAGACCUCAUAACUGUAAGGAACAUGGAAAACGAUUCUUGUUUUCCAUGCUCCUUGUUUAUUUUAGAUAUAUGAAAGAAUUUACUCUGGAGAGAAACUAUGAGUGUAAAAAAUGUGGUAACGCCUUGUGUAGUUUCUGUUUCUCUGAAAUACUGUCAUGUCCUGGUAUUCUCAGGGGAUUAGUUGCAGGCACCCCGCUCCCCACUUCAGAACAUCUAAAUCUGAAGAUGCUUAAGUGCUUUAUAUAAAAUGGUGUAUUUUCCUAGAACCUAAGCACAUCCUCUUGUACACUUUAAAUCAUCUCUAGGUUAUCUAUACUGCCUAAUGCAUUGUAAAUGAUAUAAAAAUAGUUGUUUCAUUGUGUUAUUUAGGGAAUGCUGACAAGAAAAAACAUCUGUAGAUGUUUAAUACAGAUGACCAUCACAGGCCCACCUCCAUAGUACAGGCCCACCUCAUAGUAUAUGUCAGCUACAAUGAAACAUUUUCCUUUUUUUUUUUGAAAAAGUUUUGGAUUGGUUUCAUUUAAUGGCCUCAAAAACACGUGUUGACAUUCUCCAAAUCCUUGGUUCUUCUCUCUUGAUAACCCUCAUAUGAUGAUUGCUCUGUGGUUCCUAAAGCUGCAGUGUGUUGAGGUGCUUAGAUACGUGGCAGUGUGGAUAAGUCAGGGGACAUCAGUUUAACUUGAAUUUUCUUUUCUUUUUUUUUUUUUUUGAGAUGGAGUCUUGCUCUGUCACCCAGGCUGGAGUGCAAUGGUGCGAUCUUGGCUCACUGCAACCUCCACCUCCUGGGCUCAAGUGAUUCUCCUGCCUCAGCCUCCCAAGCAGCUGGGAUUACAGGUGCCUGCCACCACACCCAGCUAAUUUUUGUAUUUUUAGAAGAGAUGGGGUUUCACCAUGUUGGCCAGGCUGGUCUUGAACUCCUGACCUCGUGAUCUGCCCACCUCGACCUCCCAAAGUGCUGGGACUACAGGCAUGAGCCACCCUGCCCGGCCAGAAUUUUCUUUCAGGACAUCAGGAGGAUCCUCUGCUGGAAGAACCAACAUCUGAUUGCAGAUGUUGCCUCUUUGGUGGAAGGUCAGUAACACAAAUCUUGGAUCUAUGGUGUUUGAGGGCUGAAAAUAUUUAAGCAUCGAACUUUCAGUCCUUUUUUUUUUUUUUUUUUUUUUUGAGAUGGAGUCUUGCUCUGUCACCCAGGCUGGAGUACAGUGGCACGAUCUCAGCUCACUGCAACCUCUGCCUCCCGGGUUCAAGCGAUUCUCCUGCCUCAGCCUCCCGAAUAGCUGGGAUUACAGGCGCACACCACCAUCCCCAGCUAAAUUUUGUAUUUGUAGCAGAGACAGGGUUUCACCAUGUUGGCCAGGCUGGUCUUGAACUCCUGAUCUCUGAUGAUCUGCCCACCUUGGCCUCCCAAAGUGCUGGGAUUAUAGUCGUGAGCCACCGCACCCUGCCGAAGUUUCAGUCUUCAUAAUUGCAGAUGCUUUAGUUGGAAACGUCAUAGGAAAAGCUGUUUUUUCUUUCUCUUUGAAUCAUCAAACACAUCUUGCAAUGGUUUUGGCCAUGUUAUCUCUGGUGACCUGGAAGCGACUUUGAUAUUAAGCUUCAGAGUAUGCUGAAACAAGUCAAGACUUUUGGUGAUGUUAGGAUGGUAUGCAUGUAUUUUGCAUGUGAGGUCAUAAAUUUAGGGAGCAGGUAGAAAAUUAUUGCUUUAUUUGUCCCCUGAAAUUCAUAUUAUUAUUAUUUUUUUGAGAGAGUUUUGCUCUUGUUGCCUAGGCUGGAGCGCGAUGGCACAAUCUCGGCUCAAUGCAACCUCCACCUCCUGGUUUCAAGCGAUUCUCUUGCCUCAGCCUCCCAAGUAGCUGAGACUGUACGCAUACGCCACCGUACCCGGCUAAUUUUUUGUAUUUAGUAGAGACAAGGUUUCACCAUGUUGGUCAGGCUGGUCUCCAACUCCUGACCUCAGGUGAUCCAUGCACCUCGGCCUCCCAAAGUGCCGGGAUUAUAGGGAUGCGCCACCACGCCCAGCCCUGAAAUUCAUAUUUUGAAACCUUACUCCCUAAUGUAUGGAAUGAGGAGAUAGGAUGCCUGGGAGGUAAUUAGGAUUACUUGGGAUCAUGAGGGUAGAGUUCUCAGGAAUGGGACUAUAAGGUUCCCUAGAGAGCUUGCAUUUGCUCUCUAUUAUGUGAGGACACAAUGAGAUGAAAGCCUUCUUUGAACAAGGAAGCUUGCCCUUACCAGGCACUGAAUCUACUAUCACUUUGAUCUUGGAGUUCACAAUCUCCUGUAUACUGAGGAGCAAAUGUUAGGUGUUUAAUACACCCAGCUUAUGUCAUUUUGUUUUAGGAGCCCCUGGUGGAUAAAGCACAACCCCAUUAAAAAAUAGGUGAAGGAGUUGAAUAGACAUUUCUCUAAUGAGGAUAUACAAAUAGACAAUAAUUACAUAAAGAAGAUGUUCAGCAUCACUCAUGGUUUAGGGACAUGCAAAUCAAGAGCAAAAUGACAUCUAUAUCCCCUCACCCUCAUUAGUUUGCUUCUGUCCAAGAACAAAAUAACAUGCUGGCAACGAUGUGGAAUAAUGAGGACCCUUGUACACUAUUGAUGGAAAUGCAAAAUGUCACAACUACUUUUGAAAACUAUAUGGCAGGCCGGGUGCGGUGGCUCAUGCCUGUAAUCCCAGCACUUUGGGAGCCUGAAGUGGGCAGAUCACCUGAGAUUGGGAGUUGAAGACCAGCCUGACCAAGAUGGAGAAACCCCAUCUCUACUAAAAAUACAAAAAAAUUAGCUGGGCAUGGUGGCCCGUGCUUGUAAUCCCAGCUACUCAGGAGGCUGAGGCAGGAGAAUCACUUGAACCCGGGAGGUGGAGGUUACAGUGAGUGGAGAUCGUGCCAUUGCACUCCAGCCUGGGCAACAAGAGCGAAAGUCCAUCUCAAAAAAAAAAAAAAAAAAAAAAAAGAAAAAAGAAAACUGUGUGGCAGGUAAUCAAUACAUUGAAAAAAUGGAAAUAACAUCCACCAUUUUUCCCUUCUGGGAAUAUAAGCAAAAGAAUAGAGAGAGGGGCCUGAAAUGGGUAUUUGUAUACAUGGUAUAGCAGUAUAACUUACCAAUAGGGAAAAUGUGGAAGCAACUCUCUUGUAUAUUGACAGAUGGAUGAAUAAGCAAAAGGUAGUAUAUGCAUAGGAUAGACUAUUACUCUGCCUUCAAAAGGAAGGGCGACCUGACAAAUGCUACAGCAUUGAUGAACUUGGAGCACAUUAUGCUAAGUGAAAUAGUCCAUUCAUAUAAAGACACACCUUAUAAGGUCGAGUCACUUGAUUUUUUACAACCUGUCUCCAGACAUGGGCUCCUUAAACUCCAGACCCAAAAUGUUUUUGCUUAUAUGAGGUACUCAGAGGAGUCAAAUUCAUAAAGAAAGUAGAAUGGUGAUUGUGUGGAAUAGGGGAAGUGGGUAAUGGAGACUUAUGAUUUAAUGGCAUAAAGUUUCAAUAUUGCAAGAUGAAAAGGGUUCUGGAGAUAGAUGGUGGUGAUGGCUGCACACCAAUAUGAACGUACUGAAAGCCAGUAAUUCUACACUUAAAAAUUAAGAUGGGCCGGGCGCAGUGGCUCACGCUUGUAAUCCCAGCACUUUGGGAGGCCGAGGUGGGUGGAUCACCUGAGGUCAGGAGUUGGAGACCAGCCUGGCCAAAAUGGCAAAACCCCGUCUCUACUAAAAAUACAAAAAUGAGCUGGGCAUGGUGGUGCAUGCCUGUAAGCCCAGUUACUCAGGAGGCUGAGGCAGGAGGAUCUCUUGAACCCGGGAGGCUGAGGUUGCAGUGAGCUGAGAUUGUGCCACUGCACUCCAGCCUGGGAGACAGAGCGAGACUCCGUCUCAACAACAACAACAAAAAAUUGUUAAGAUGAUAAAUUGUAUUUUAUCUGUAUUUUAGUACCAUUAAAAUGUGUGGGAUUGGUCAGAGUGGUGGGGAAAAACUAUAGGGAAAGGACGCAAACCUUCUGAGAGGUUGGAAGGUUCUGCAGAGCCCUGGGGGAGAAUAGCUGGAGGUGGCUGUUCUAUAACCCUGAGACAGAGGGCAUGGAGUAGGUACAAGGGAGUGUGGGGGAAUUUAUCUUAAACAGGCUUGUUUACUUGUGUUGACCAGGAGCUGACCUUUCAUCAUCCCUGUGCCUGACGUUCCCUGAAAGGGGAACAAUAAGUGUUAAUUACCUACAGGUUGUGUUGGCUCCAGGUUUUUGGCAUUGUGCCUAGACUGAAUAAAAGCAAGCAGCUCCAGCUUCUUGGGGCUGCUUUCUGGCCACUAGAGCCAGGCAGUCACCUAGUUGCUGUUACACUGAAUACCUGUGUCUGAGUCCUCAUUUCAUCCGUUGGCCAGGGUCUGCAGGACAGACCCGGCAUUAAAAGAGUGGGGAGCCACAGUAGUGCAAAGACCCCACUGGACCACCAACAUACCAAGCAGUUCUUGGUUCAAUCCCUCCUUGUCCUCAACACUGUUUUUCCAUUUUCCUUGUCCAUAAAGGACCUGUUUCCACAUGCUUGCUUUGACUCUGAUGUCACCUUUAGAGUUGAUGCUCAGGCAUAGCUCACUUAACUGUCUCACCUUUUCUCUCCUGAUCUGGUUGUUGAUGGCUGUUGUGAGACAUUGGUUGUUGCCUUUUUAGUUUAAAAGGAUUCAAAUGACACACAGCAAUGGAGAUGCAGUAUAUGGCAAUUUAUUGCAAACGAAAAAGUAUUUUGAAAGUUAAGUGCAGAACAGACAGUAUGCCCUGAGAGAGAGAGGAGGAUUCAGGGCAGGCUGCUCAUAAGGAUGAGACAGCAAACAGUGGCACUAGGGAGACUUUUAAAAACAAUUUUAAUAGUUAGAUUUCAGCUCUUUUGAGUGGUUUCAAGUCUGCUGUGGAGGAAGGGGGUAGGGGGAAGGUGGGCAUAGCCCGAGAGGCAACAGACUCCAGAACAUUCCAGACACAGUCCUUCAGAGGCUGGCUAGUAUUAAGGAAAGUGGUUAGGUUUGUGAGGUGAAACAGUGGAUGCUUGUGGCUUUUCCGCAGUGUGUGCAGUCAGGCCAGCUUGACUUGGAGGAAAGCCAUUCAACACAAAAAUGGCACCACAGUUACCCUGGAGGUAACUGUGAAGCACAGGGUUUGAGCCACCUCCAUCAUCCUCAGGGCACUGUGUGUUUCACGAUACUCUGUGGCACUGCUUUCUUUUCUUUUCUUUUCUUUUUUUUUUGGACGGAGUCUCGCUCUGUCGUCCAGGCUGGAGUGCAGUGGUGCGAUCUCGGCUCACUGCAAGCUCCGCCUCCCGGGUUCUCGCCAUUCUCCUGCCUCAGCCUCCCGAGUAGCUGGGAUUACAGGCGCCCGCCACCGCGCCCAGCUAAUUUCUUUUUGUAUUUUUAGUAGAGACGAGGUUUCACUGUGUUAGCCAGGGAUGGUCUCAAUCUCCUGACCUUGUGAUCCGCCCGCCUCGGCCUCCCAAAAUGCUGGGAUUACAGGCGUGAGCCACCUCGCCCGGCCGAGAGACUCCUUUUAUGGGAAUCUUACAUGAUUAUUCAUAAGGGGCUGGGAAGAGGUGUUACUAGUAAGCACAUUCUGGGUGGUCUUCUGGGUGCACAUGCACAGUAGCUGCCCAUUCUUGUUCAUACGUCACAUCUCAUUAGCAUCUUAAAUCUCCACCCAGGGAUGUGGUUUUUACUAUUAUAAUGAGCAAAGGGUCAAUCUGAAGACAGGUAAAAUAAAAAUACGCGUGCUCCCUACAGGGGAAAUUCCCUACUGGAGAGAGCUUUGCUUGAAUGAGCUUGACUACAAUGCGAAUGCUGAGGCUUAUUGUGUUGACUGUACGAUUGCCAAGUCUCCAGGACAUGGUUACUUCCUUGGCUACCUAUCCUGUCUCAUGGUCCUCAGUCACUUCACACCCAUGAUGUAUGCUAACACCCUUCGGUUAUCUGUUUAGAAGGGAUAAUUAUUAUUAUUAUUAUUUUUGAGACAGAGUCUCGCUCUGUUGCCAGGCUGGAGUGCAGUGGCACGAUCUCAGCUCCCUGCAACCUCUGCCUUCUGUGUUCAAGCAAUUCUCCUGCCUCAGCCUCCCGAGUAGCUGGAACUAUAGGCAUGUGCCACCAUACCCAGCUAAUUUUUGUAUUUUUAGUAGACGAGGUUUCACCAUGUUGGCCAGGAUGGUGUCGAUCUCCUGACCUCGUGAUCCACUCGCCUCGGCCUCCCAAAGUGCGGGGAUUACAGGCAUGAGCCACCGCGCCCAGUCUAGAAGUUAUAAUUUUAACUUUCCCUGAAGAACACUCAUAAACAUAAGUUAAGGAUUGCAAUGUUUUGUUCAUGAACAAAUCUUCCAGACUGUGAGAAUUAAGCAAGAUAAACUGAAAAUAAUAAUAAUGCGAUACAGAUUUUCCUAACUACAGAAAAUUGAGGAAACAUACUACAAAAUGUGGAAUGAUUGACCUUUAAUUCUACCUGGGCUGGAGGUUCAAGAAAUGGACAGAAGGGGUCACUACAUGCACAGGAAAGAAUUUCCUAAUUUUACUAGUAGAGCUGAUGUUGAAGGAGAAAUAUGUGCUGUAACAAGAGAACUUCAAAGUAGGAUGAAUGAAGGAAAUCUUACCCCCCUAAUAAUAUGGAAUUUAUGCAGAAUCAAUUUUUACUUCAGAAGGUCAGUAAAUUCUGCUUUCAUCCAAUGUCUUUACAUGUAGAAUUAUUUUUCAUUAUCAUUGUUCUUACCUUUUGUAGUGAUUACUCUGUUGUUUAUCAAGUAAAUGAUAACCCGUUACCAUCAGCAUCACUUUUCUUGUGAUAUAUAGCUAACUUUCAGUGAUGUACAAAAAUAUUUAUCAACUAUAGCUUUCAUAUUUUUGCAUUCUUGGGGUAUUUUGUUACAUGUGUAACAACUCUUGAGAUUCCACACAUAACAAUACAUUCUUAGGAUUAUUACUUUGCCAUUGGUAGUCACUGGGUUUGUCCACUUCCUGUAUGGUGUUAUUUGCAAAUGAAAUACACACAUACUACAUUUUUAUAUGUGGUAGGUCCAACAACCUAUCAACUGAUUAUUUUACAGGUGAAGAAAUACACAUUUAGUCUGUCUUUUAUAGUUAUAAUAUUCUUUAAUAGUCAUCUUUGUUUUCUCCUGUUUUUUGCCAUCAUUUGAUGUCAGACUGAAGAACUUUCUUUGGUCUUUCUUGUAGGGCUUGUGCUGGAAAUAAGUUCUCUUAGUAUGUAUGCUUAAACCUGGGAAAGUCUUGUUUUGACUUCUGAUUUGAAUGUGAGCUUUGGUGGAUAUAGAAAUGUUCUAUUAUAUAUGUUUCAGAGCAGAGGAAUAGCAUCUAACUAAAAGCAAAUAUGUCUAUUUCACCCAAACACUUAUCAUUACACUAGUUUAUAUAAGUUAAUGUCAAAAAACAAUGAGCAAUAAAUAGGAAUAGGAUGGAAGAAGGAAAUAUUGUGAUUGAAGAUGAAACCGUUGUUUGGGAAAGUAAAGACAAAACAACUGGAAAAAAAUUUUAAGCUGGGGAAGGAGGCAAUUUGCUGUUUAUGGAGCAAACAUACUAUUGAAUUAAAAUCACAUUUCUUGAAAAUGUAUAUUAAUUUCUAAGAAUAGCAGUAAUACCGUAUGCCGUAUCUGUGGAAAGGUAUGAGUAUUUCCUGAUGAAAUGACCUGAGUGUCACCUCUAUAGAUUUAUAUAUAACUUUGAUGGAUUGAAGGUUCCUCAUCCCAAUCCUCACUGUAGAGAAAUGGUUUAAAUAUAAGUAAUUCAGGAAUCUGAUCCAAAUUAACUCGUGUAUAAUAUUCCAGAAAAAUUCACAACAUCAAAGAAAUGUUAUGAAAUUUAUACUUUUUUUUCUGUCAGAGGGCCUCACUGUGUCACCCAGGCUGGAGUGCAGUGGUGUGAUCUCACCUCAUUGCAGCCUUGACUUAGUGGACUCCAGAAAGCCUCUUGCCUCAGCCUCCCAAAUAGCAGGGACUACAGGCAUAGGCCAUCACACCUGACUCAUUUUUUAAUUUUAAUUUUUUUUUUUUUGGUAGAGACAGGGUCUCACUAUGUUGUCCAGUCCAGGCUGCCUCAAACUCCUGGGCUCAAGCAAUCCUCCCAACUCAGCCUCCCAAAGUGCUGGGAUUAUAGGCCAUUGCUCCCAGCUUAUUUUUUAUUUAUUAUUAUUAUUAUUAUUAUUAUUUUGAGACAGAGUCUCACUCUUUUGCCCAGGCUGGAGUGCAGUGGCGCUAUCUCGGCUCACUGCAAGCUCCGCCUCCCGGAUUCACUCCAUUCUCCUGGCUCAGCCUCCCGAGUAGCUGGGACUACAGGCGCCCGCCAUCGCGCCCGAUUGAGGUUUUGUAUUUUUAAUAGAGACAGGGUUUCACCGUGUUAGCCAGGAUGGUCUCGAUCUCCUGACCUCGUGAUCCGCCCACCUCGGCCUCCCAAAGUGCUGGGAUUACACGCGUAAGCCACCGCGCCCGGCCUAUUUUUUAUUUUUUUUAGUCAUGGUUUAGCUUGAUCACCCAGGCUGUUCUAAAACUCCUGGGCUCAAAAGAUCCUUCCCGCCUCAGCCUCCCUCUGGGGUAGCUGGGACCACACGUACUUGCCAACUCACCCAGCCUUUUAUUAUCAGUGCCUAAUGCUUAAGGAGGAUGUGGGCUACCUUUUACUUUCAGAUAAAAAACAUUGAGGUGAGAUAAUUCUGUUAAUUUUUUUUAACACAAAGGUUCAUAACUUGAAUAGGUACUGUUUCUUGCCUAAAUCAUUUAAUUAAAAAAUUUCGUUUUCAUUUUGUAGUCUCUUGGAUCUUGGAGUUGAUUGAAAUGUAUUUUUAAUAGCCAAGUAGAUUCACUUUUAUAUGGUUUUAAAAUUGUUGGGUAUAUAAGGGGCAUUUGAAACAUUAGAUUUUUGUAUUUGCUGUGACUUUCCUACUGGCCAGUGUGCCAGGUACCGGAUAUCCUCCGGGAACUGCAGGCAGGCCCGUCUCUCUUUCACGGGUGAGAGCCGCAGCCGACUCUUGGCGGAAGCGGAAACCCUUUCCUCCAUCACGUUUCGCCCAUUCCAGGCCAGAAGCAGGACCCGCUCCUUGCUGCUCGCCUGUGAGCAUAUUUCGUCGAAUCCCGGCUGGGCGGCUUGGUCGCAGUGUGCCUGUGCUGGGCCGGCAGCGCGUUCAUCGCCCACAGCCGCUCCAGUUCUUGCGAGUGGUUGUCCUGCACGCCAGGAGCCGUGGGCCGGGCCAUCAGGCCAUACAAGUGCUGCGAAAGCGGCCUCGCCUUCGGCUGCAUCAUCUCGGGGAUGUUUCACUUGUCUCUUCUCCCAGUUCCAGCCCCAGCCUCUCGAACUCACCGGGUCUCCACAGCACACUCUGAUCAAUAUCCCACAGGUGAGGAAUAUGAAAUACUCUUUAUAAAGUGGAAGCUAGUAAGUCGUUCUUUUCAAACUUUCACAAGAAACUACAGAUCUUUUUAAAAGAUUCUGAUUCAGCAGGUCAUUGGGGAAGGCCUGAUCCUCUGCAUUUCUGACUCGGUCCCCAGUGUCGUCUAUGCUGCUGGUCCGCGGACCGCAGUUAGAGUGCUGAGGUAGUAAUAGACCUGGUUAGGCAGGCAGGCAAGGGACUGAUCCCAUGGAGCCUGGUGGGCCGUAUUAAGGACUUUUAUUGGAUUUCGAGCAGAGAAGCGAUGUUUGGGUUGUGUUUUAAGAAGCUACAGAACAAGUUCUGCCAAAGUGGAAGCAAAGACAGGUUACCCACUCCUCUUUUGCCUCCUCGCCUCUUGCCUCGUCGCGGGUGAGCUAUGACUAUCUGGGGCAGUGGUGCGCCGGGGGUAAAAGUAUUUACCAAGACAAUUGUAGGUAAAGGAAGGCAGGUUUAUCAGAGAAAGUAUGAAAAUUCGUUGCGAGGCAGCAACAGGCAGGUCAGCAGAAGAGAAGCUGAAUGCAGGGAAACAGGCUUGCUGAGGAUUUUAUGGACUGGAACUUUGGCUGAUUGAUAACGCCAAGGCAGCAGGGAGCUAAUUUGCAUUUUUCUGGCCGCUGUGGUGUUUGAUAAAUUGAAGCGUUUGUUGAUAAGCAGGAAGUUUGAGUUAUGUAUGUUAUCUGAGCAGGAGGGCCAUAUGUCCUGGGCCAUAAAGAAAGCAGACCUAUAACUUAUCUGCCUCUUUUUGUUUAUAUGUCCUGGACCAUGAAGAAAGGCAGAUUUGUAGCUUAUUUACUUUAUCUCUCUGCUUUCUGCGGCUCUCGCCAGCCUGAUUUUUUUCUCCCCUAAUUAGGACUCUGCGUGCCUGAUUGCUUUUCUCUGCCUUCCUUACUUGCAACUCCCAAGGUCAUGUGUCCGUGAGAGUGGACCUAACUCAGCCGCUAACUCAGCCUCGAGCUACACAAAAAAGGGACUGGACUGGGCUAAGGCUUCAAAAAGGGUGGGCCUUGGGUAAGGUGUUCCAGCUGGUCCAGCACCCUCCUGUCCCAUUUCCCAGGCCCUGGCAGUCCAGAAUUGAGUAAAACAUACUGAGAUAACCCUCCACUGGUGAACCUGGAGGAAGAUCCAUCCUGUAGGAGGCGAGAGCCUGGGAAAGGACAUCACUAUGGAGGGAACUGAAGUUGGGGUGGAGGUCGGUGGAUGGGGUAUUGGAAGUGGCUUGAGACCAGGAGAUGAGUUUAAAGUCCUCAGGUGCCUGUGGGUAAAGUUCUGACAAAGGAACCAGGAAGAAAUAAGAGUCAGAUGAUGAAAAGGAUCAGGACUGGGGGAAAAAACAAGGACCCAACCUGGUGAUCGGGAUUAAACAAUUAUUCUGGGCAGGCAAGGGCAAGAAAUAGAUAAUAAUCUGGAAAAAGAAAUCGCUGGUGUAGGAGGGAUAUCAGCUGAGAAGAGUUGGUCCAAGGCUCUUGGUCUACACUCCACAUCCUGUGGGGUGCACCUGGUGGGCAACUAGGAGAGAAGAAGGGCCCGACGUCCAGUAAGGGAAUCAGAAUGUGAAUGCAGUAUUGCUGUGGGGAAGGAUCACAGGCCACCUGGAGCCACCUAAGUGAAAACAAGGGUCAGUGCCUGGGGAUGGAAGGAUCUGAAUGGAAACUCACUUAAGGCCAGGUGGGGUGACCUGAGUAGCAAACAGGUAAAAGUUGGGUAGGAGGACCUGAUUUGGAUGGGGCUGCUCACUGUGAUGUCUAUGAAGCUAUCAUUCCAGCUGCUGUCCACCUAGGAGCUGUUGGUCAGUACAGUCAGCUGCGUGUUCCCAUCUUGUGUAUGAGGGCAGUAGUGAGGGCUGCACUUCAUGCCUGCCUUGAUCACUGGCGGGAGACAGAGGACAUGGAAGUAUGGGCUGUUUGGGGGGAUGGUGCCUAUGAGGAAGCUCUGAUCCCAAAUCUAGAGAAUGGGAGGGUGGGAUGUAUCAUGGAGGGUCAGGCCGGGGGUCUGGAGGAUAUCAUGUCCUAAAUGCAGGUGUUCUCUGGGUCUCAGGUCCCUGCUACCAGCCCAGCCUGGUGAGGCUCCAGAUGAGUCAAUAACCCUGGCUCAGGAGAGCUGGUGUGGGAUCUGUUAGGCCAAGGGGUCUGGCUUCCUUACUACCUCCCACUUCUACCUCUGUAGAAAUGUCUGUCUCCAGCAUCAUGUCAAAGCAACUGAUGACUUCCCUACCCCAGGCAUCACUGAGCUAAAUUGGGUGGCAGGAAGGUGAUCACCACCUAAGUACUAUCUUUUUUUUUUUUUUUUUUUUUUUUUUGAGACACAGUCUCGCUGUGUCGCCCAGGCUGGAGUGCAGUGGCUCCAUCUUGGCUCACUGCAAGCUCCACCUCCCAGGUUCACGCCAUUCUCCUGCCUCAGCCUCCCGAGUAGCUGGGACUAUAGGCGCCCGCCACCAUGCCUGGCUAAUUUUUUGUAUUUUUAGUAGAGACGAGGUUUCACCAUGUUAGCCAGGAUGGUCUUGAUCUCCUGACCUCGUGAUCCACCUGCCUCGGCCUCUCAAAGUGCUGGGAUUACAGGUGUGAGCCACUGUGCCUGGCCCACCCAAGUAGUAUCUUAUCCCUUCUCUCCUUUUCAUCCCAGCCUGUGCCCACUGAUUGCUUGGUUACCGGUCCCGUUAUCCACUGCAGCUCCUGGUACUUCUCUUCUGGGUACAGCUGAACCACCUGGGAAGAGCAAGCUAAGAAGUUCUGGUGCCCCCCUUGCAGCAAGGCUAUCAGUGGGCACAAGAGGAUGGGGGGAUGGGCUGGAGUAAGCCCUACCCAGAGCAGGAGGGAGCCCCACACAGUUCUCCCUCAGCUGUUAACUUCCCAGAGACCCACCUCACAGUCAAGAGCACCAACGGGCACUCCUCCCUCCACUCCCCUUGCUGGGGCACCAGUUUCUUUCCACCCCAGGUGUUGUUCACUAUCCCCGUUAUUUCAAUUCUCAUGGCUCACAGGAAGAAAUAGGUAUAUUGUACUGAGAUUUUUCUAAAUGACAUAAAAAUAUGUAUUCGUGAAACAAUCUUUUCAAGAUAAGGAUCCCAUCCAUCAGACUCAAACAUUACCCGCUGGUCCUUGGUAAUCUUGCCCCACCCUACUGCUUCCUCUCUCUCAGCCACCCCUGAUGGAAUCCUGCAGUUUGUACUGUUCUGUGUCAGGCAUCUUUCACUCAGCAUAACUGAGCUUCAUCCAAUAGUUCUUUAUUGUACAUGAAUAAUAUUCCAUCUUCAGAGGAAGCAAAAUUUGUUUCUCCAGCUGUUGAUGGAUAUUUGGGUUAAUUUCAGUUUUUGGCUAUUAAGAAUUAAACAUAUGAAUAUUCACAUACCAGUGUUUGUAAGAACAUAUGAUAUUUCUUUUUUGUUUGUUUGAGACAGCCUCGCUCUGUCACCAGGCUGGAGUGUAGUGGCGCAAUCUUGGCUCACUGCAACCUCCGCCUCCCAGGUUCAAGCCAUUCUCCUGCUUCAGCCUUCUGAGUAGUUGGGACUACAGGUGCGUGCCACCACGCCCAGCUAAUUUUUGUAUUUUUAGUAGAGGCAGAGUUUCACUAUGUUGGCCAGGCUGGCCUUGAUCUCUUGAACCUCGUGAUCCGCCCACCUCAGCCUCCUAAAGUGCUGGGAUUACAGGCAUGAGCCACUGUGCCCAGCUGAUUAUUUCUUUAGAAGAAAUAAUCUACCUAGGAGUAAAAUGGCUGGGUGUUGUGACAGGUGUAUGUUUAACUUCUUAGGAAACUUCCAAACUGUUUUCCAAGUGGCUGUUCCAUUUUGUAUUCCCACCAACAUCAUAUGAGUUCCAGUUGCUUCGCAUUGUCACCAACAUUUGAUAUGGCCAAUCUUACUAAUUUUAGACUCCCAAAUAUGUGUAGUGGUAUUAGAAUUGUGGCUUAAAGCCAGGCACAGUGGCUCACGCCUGUAAUCCCAGCACUUUGGGAGGCCAAGGUGGGCGGAUCACGAGGUCAGGAGAUCGAGACCAUCCUGGCUAACACGGUGAAACCCCAUCUCUAUCUACUAAAAAUACAAACACUUAGCCAGGUGUGGUGGUGGGCGCCUGUUGUCCCAGCUACUCCGGAGGCUGAGGCAGGAGAAUGGUGUGAACCUGGGAGGCGGAGCUUGCAGUGAGCCAAGAUAGUGCCACUGCACUCCAGCCUGGGCGACAGAUCGAGACUCCACCUCAAAAAAAAAAAAUUGUGGCUUAAAUUUGUGUUUACUUAAUGAAUGAUGAUGUUGAAUGAUAUUUCAUGUUUUUAUUUGUCACUGAAAAAUAUUCUAUGGUCAAGUAUUAAUGACAUUGAUUGUUUUCAGAUUAUUAGUUUUUGAGAGUUCUUUAUAUAUUCUGGAUAUAAUUGCUGCAUCAGAUUAUGGUUUGUAAGUAUUUUCUCCCAUCUACGGCUAUUCUUUAAAAAUCCUUAGCAGUCUCUAGGCCGGGAGUGGUGGCUCAUGCCUGUAAUCCCAGCACUUUGGGAGGCCAAGGCGGGCAGAUCACUUGAGGUCGGGAGUUCAAGACCAGCCUGACCAACAUGGAGAAACCCCAUCUCUACUAAAAACACAAAAUUAGCCAGGCAUGGUGGCACAUGCCUGUAAUCCCAGCUACUCGGGAGGCUGAGGUAGGAGAAUCGCUUGAAGCUGAGAGGCGGAGGUUGCGGUGAGCUGAGAUUGCGCCAUUGCACUCCAGCCUGGGCAACAAGAGCGAAACUCCGUCUCAAAAAAAAAAAAAAAAAAAAUCCUUAGCAGUCUUAUGCCUAUAAUUCCAGUACUUUGGGAGGCCAAGGCGGGCAGAUCACUUGAGGUCAGGAGUUCGAGACCAGCCUGGCCAACAUGGUGAAACCCCAUCUCUACUAAAAAUACAAAAAUUAACCAGGCAUGAUGUUGCGUGCCUGUACUCCCAGCUACUUGGGAGGCUGUGGCGGGAGAAUUACUUGAACCUGGGAGGUGGAGGUUGCAGUGAGCCGAGAUCAUGACACUGUACUCCAGCCUGGGUGACAGAGCGAGACUCUGUCUCAAAAAAAAAAAAAAAAAAAAAAAAAAAAAAAAAAUUCCUUAACUGUAUCCUUCACAAAGCAAAUUUUUAUUUUAAUGAAGUUUAAUUUCUCAAUUUUUAAUGGAUUCUGCAUCUUUGUCAUAUGUAUGCAAUUGUAACAUAACCCAAGGUCAAAUAAUUUCACCUACAUUUUCUUUACAUUUUAUAGUUUAGAUUAUACAUUCAGUUUUGUGAUCCAUUUUGAGUUAAUGUUUGUAUAUAGUGCAAGACACAGAUCUACAGUCUUUACUUUUUGCAUAUGCAUAUUCUAUUUUUUAGCAUUAUUUGUUGAGAAGAGAAAUUUUGACUCAAUUGUUCACUUUGAUUAAAAAAAACUACUGGACCACAUAUGUGUAGAAAUGUUACUGGAACAUUUAUUCUGUUCCAUGGAUAUAUUUGUCUACUUGCCAAAGACAUUGUCUUGAUUAGGAUUGCUAAAUUUUCUUUGUUUUUUUUUUUCAGAAUUAUUUGGCUAUUUGUUUGGUUAUUUCAGGUACUUUUCACCUUUUUUUUUUUUUUUUUUUUUGAGAUGGAGUUUCACUCUUGUUGCCCAGGCUGGACAACAACGCAAUCUCGGCUCACCGCAACCUCUGCCUCCCGGGUUCAAGUGAUUCUCCUGCCUCAGCAUCCCAAGUAGCUGGGAUUAUAGGCAUGCGCCACCAUGCCCAGCUAAUUUUGUGUUUUUAGUAGAGAUGGAGUUUCUCCACGUUGGUCAGGCUGGUCUCGAACUCCCGACCUCAGGUGAUCCUCCUGCCUCGGCCUCCCAAAGUGCUUGGGAUUACAGGCAUGAGCCACCACGCCCGGCCUUCAUCAUAAUUUUAUAACUUCAUAAUACAUUGUUCUUUUUCUUUUUUAAAAGAUUCAAUGAUUUUUUUUUAAGCAAUAAAAAGUAGUAAAAAACCCUUUGUGUUUACUGAAGUGGUUAUCAUUUCUGGUGCUCUUCUUUCUUUCCGGAUUUCCACUUGGCUUCAUUUUUCUUUGCACCCAUGCAGUUUAGGGAUGUCUCUUAUGGAGCAAGUAUGCUGAUUACAAACACUUUCACUAUGGCUGAAUUAAUAAUUUAUUUUCCCUUCAUUUGGAAAGAUAUUGUUUGCUGGAUAUAGGAUUCUCAGUUGAUAUACUUGUUCUUUCAUUACUUUAAGGUAGUUGUUCUAUGGUCUCCUGAUCUGCGCUGUUGCUGGUAAUAAGUAUGUAAUGAAUCCUAUCUUUGGUUCAGUGUAGUUAAGGUGUCUUUUUCCUGUUGCCUUAAAGCUAUUUUAAUUGUUCUUGCUGUGAAGUAAUUUACUGAUUAUGUGCUUGGUGUAGAUUUAUAUACAUAUAUGCUCAUGGUUUGUUGAACUUUUUUGAUCUCUGGGUUUAUAAUUUUCAUCCAGUUUGGCAAAUGUGAAACCAGUAUUUGUUGAAAUAUAUUUUGUCAUGCUCUUUCCUCUGCCAAAGAGUCUUGUUAUUUGCAUAUUAUGUCACUUGUAAUUUUCCCACUACACAGCUCACUGAUUUUCUGUUUUUUGUUGUUGUUUUUUUUUUUUUGCUGGGUGCUUCAUUUGGGAUAGUUUCUACUGCUAGGUCACAAGGUUCACUCGUCUUCUUCUCUGCAGUAUCUGAUUUGCUGUUUAUUCCACUCAGUGUAAUUUGUUAUCCCAGAUGUUGUUUUCAUGCCUAGUAGCUUGAAUCAUGUUUUUUUCUUUAGUUUUUAGAUUGUUUGGAGGUAAAAUAUACUAACAGAGAAUUUGCCAUUUCGAUCAUUUUUAAAAUGUGCCAUUUAGUUGUAGUAAAUAAAUUUACGAUGUGGUGUAACCAACGCAGCUAUUGAUCUCUAGCAUUCUCUCAUCACUCUAAACAGAAAUUGGGUACUCAUUAAACAAGUCCCCAGUCUCCCUUCCCCCCAGCUCCUGAUAAUGUCUAUCCUACUUUCUCUAUGAAUUUGGCUAUUCUAGGCACCUCAUAUAACUGGAAGGAUACAAUAUUUGUCCUUGUGCUGGGCAUGGUGGUUUAUGCCUGUAAUCCCAGCACUUUGGGAGGCUGAGGCAGGCAGAUCACGAGGUCAGGAGUUCGAGACCAGCCUGACCAACAUGGUGAAACCCCGUCUCUACUAAAAAUACAAAAAUUAGCCGGGUAUGGUGGUGUGCACCUGUAAUCCCAGCUACUCAGGAGGCUGAGGCAGGAGAAUCGCUUGAACCUGGGAGGCAGAGAUUGCAGUGAGCCAAGAUCACACCACUGCACUCCAGCCUGGAUGACAGAGUGAGACUCUGUCUCAAAACAAAACAAAACAAAAAAUUUGUCCUUGUGUGUCUGGCUUAUUUCACUUAGCAUAAUGCUUUCCAGGUUCAUUCGGGUUGUAUCAUGUAUGAGGAAUUCAUUGCUUUUUCUGUCUGAAUGAUACUUCAUUGUAUGGAGAAACCACACUUUGUGUGUCUACUCUGAACACUUUUCUUUUUUUGUAAAGAUUUAAAAAAUAUAUUUAAAAAAUAGUUUGAGAGUAAUUGAAUUAAAUCAUUGACUGGAAGAGUUGUUUCUACAGUAAUAUUUUGGCUACUGUGAAUUAAGAUGGCUAUGAAAUUGGUAUGCAUGUGUCUGUGUAAGACCCUGCUUUUACUUCUUUUGGGUAUAUACCUAGAAGUGGAAUUGCUGGUGUAAAGAGUAAUGGAUGUUUCCCUUUUCUUUUUUCUUUUUUUUGAGACGGAGUCUUGCUCUGUCACCCAGGCCUGGAGUGCAGUGGUGCGAUCUUGGCUCACUGCAAGCUCCGCCUCCCGGGUUCACGCCAUUCUCCUGCUUCAGCUUCCCGAGUAGCUGGGACUACAGGCGCCCGCCACCAGGCCUGGCUAAUUUUUUGUAUUUUUAGUAGAGACGGGGUUUCACCGUGUUAGCCAGGAUGGUCUCGAUCUCCUGACCUUGUGAUCCGCCCACCUCGGCCUCCCAAAGUGCUGGGAUUACAGGCUUGAGCCACCUUGCCCAGCCUGAUUUUGUUUUGUUGUGGAGUUGUAGGAGUUGAUAUGUUCUGGGUACUAAUCCCUUGUGAGAUAGGUGAUAGGAACAUGUGUUCUCUCAUUCUGUAGGUUGUGUUUUUAUUCUGUUGAGAGCAUCCUUUGGUGCACAGAAGUUUUCAAUUUUGAUAUAGUCCAGUUUAUCUAUUUUGGUUGCCUGUGCUUCAGGCAACCAAAGCACAUAUCUGAGAAAUCCAAUAUCAUGAAAUUUCCCCCAAUAUUUCCUUUUCUUUCUUAUAGACGGAGUCUUGCUCUGUUGCCAGGCUGGAGUGUAGUGGCGUGAUCCUGGCUCACUGCAACCUCUGCCUCCUGGGUUCAAGUGAUUCUCAUGCCUCAGCCUCCCGAGUAGCUGGUAUUACAGGCAUGCGCCACCACGCCCAGCUAAUUUUUGUAUUUUUAGUAGAGACAGGGUUUCACCAUGUUAGCCAGGUUGGUCUCGAACUCCUGACCUCAUGAUCCACCCGCCUCAGCCUCCCAAAGUGCUGGGAUUACAGGCAUGAGCCGCUGUGCCUGUCCUUUUUUUGUUUUUGUUUUUGAGAUGGAGUUUCGUUCUUGCUGCCCAGGCUAGAGUGCAAUGGCGUGAUCUCGGCUCAUGGCAACCUCUGCCUCCCGGGUUCAAGUGAUUCUCCUGCCUCAGCCUCCCGAGUAGCUGGGAUUACAGGCAUGCACCACCACGCCCAGCUAAUUUAUUUUGUAUUUUUAGUAGAGACAGGGUUUCUCCAUGUUGGUCUGGUUGGUCUCAAACUCCCGACCUCAGGUGAUCCACCCACCUCGACCUCCCAAAGUGCUGGGAUUACAGGGGUGAGCCACCGCACCUGACCUUCCUUUUCAAUUUUUAAAAUGUUUGCUUCAUAUAUUUUGGGCCUCUGUUAUUUAGUGCAAUUAUAUUUAUAACUGUUAUAUAUUCUGUAUGAUUUGAGCCUUUUAUAGUGCUCUUCUUUGUGUCUUUUAAGUUUUUGACUUAGUCUAUUUUGUGUGACAAUUGUAUAGCCACCCCUGCUCUCUUUACAUUACUAUUUGCAUGGAAUAUCUUUUUCUUUCAUUCUCUUUCAACUGACUUGGGUAUUGAGAUCUACAAUGAAUGUGCUGUAGACAGGAUACAAUUUGAUCAUAUUUUAAAAAUUCAUUCUCCCUGCCUCUGUCUUUUGUUUGGCAAGUUUAUUCCAUUUAAUUACCAAUAACAAAGGCAUUACGUCUGCCAUUGUACGGUUCGUGUUCUGUAUGACUAAUAGCUUUGUUUUUCAUAAAAAUACGAGGAAUUCCUUAUGUUUUCAAAAUCAGUGUCUAGUUUCUUGGCUUUUGAUUGGAAACUUUUAUUAACACUUAAAGGAGGGAGCAUAGCCACACUCUGCAGAGGGGACAAGAGGGCAAGUUGAACUCCCAGAGCUGAAUCCUUAUGUGUCUUGCCUCAUCACCAUGACUUGGUAAUGAGGCAGGGACACUCUGGGGACCCAUUUCUUUUUCUUAUCUUUUUUCUUUUUUGAGACAGAGUUUUGCUCUUUCACCCAGGCUGGAGUGAAGUGGCACGAUCUUGGCUCACUGCAACCUCUGUCCACUCCCCCCCUCACCCCACCCCGGGUUCAAGCGAUUCUCCUGCCUCAGCCCCCUGAGUAGCUGGGAUUACAGGCGCCCACCACCAUGCCUGGCUAAUUUUUGUAUUUUUAGUAGAGACGGGGUUUCACCGUAUUGGCAAGGUUGGUCUCGAACUCCUGACCUCAGGUGAUCCAUCCGCAUUGGCCUCCCAAAAUGCUGGGAUUACAGGUGUGAGCCACCGCGCCCGGCCUCUGGGGACCUAUUUCAACGGUCUGGCACCCAUGGUUGGGAAUAUGUUUAACCUCUAAAUUGGGGUUUUCCUGUUGAACUGUGUCUGAAAGACUGCUUCUCUGAGCUAGCUCAUGUUUUUGCUUUUUCUCUCUAUUGAUUCCUUUAUAGAAUAUUGCUGUCAUAUAAGUCCAGCUUUUCCGUGAAUUUAACAGUUUUAUCCUGUUGUCGAUGUGUAUUUAUUUUCUUGAAAAUAAGCAGAUUGAGACAUCAGAUGGGAGAAAGGCUUGACUAUGUCGCCAGCAGCCUCAUGCCAAAUUCCUGAUCCCUGGAGGACAGAGCCCCCCUCCUGCUCCAAGGCCAGGAGAUGGCACCACUGGACAGUGAGUCUGGGAUUCCUAGCACACACUUGUGAUUGCUGGUCCAGGAAAAAGAAGCAGGAAGGGCCAUUAGUACAAUCAAUCAGGAAAUUCUGCUUAAGUGCACAUUUCUCCCCAGGAGAGUCGGGUCACUGCACUGGGAGGAAGCCCGCUUGCCAAGGGCUGUGUCUGGAACCUAUUCAUCGCGCUCCACUCAGCACGCUGACAGACACCCACAGACGUGUCUGUAGCAUCCUCUGUCACACUGGGACCCGUACUGGCAGCAGGAGCCGUAGGGAGGACUGGGACACCUGGAAGCCAGGAAUUGGUGAGUGUGCGGGGCUGAGGGUCCCGAGACUAGGAUGGGACUGGUUGGAACCGGCAGGAAUAGACCGUGGCGGGACCCGGGCCUCUUCGUAGGUGACUCUGGGUUCUGAGACCCAAGUCCCCCUGGCGCAGCUCGGCCCUGGUUCCUCUUAGGCCGCAGGGUGGGGCUGCGACGCAGCCGGGACCCCUAGCCGUCCGGUCCAGUCCCUGCACAACUGACUGCGGCCCCAGGCCCAGCGCCCUCUCUGGUCAGCUCCGCGCCCGCUGCCCCAGUCACGCCCGCUGCCUCCGUGUCUCCCCAGAUUGUACGGGGGCCACUAGAGGGUCAUGGGGGAAAUCCUGCCUCGAGUAUGGGGUUCGUGUGAGAGGAGCUGUAGGCUGUGGGGUCCCCAGUUCCCUCUUUCUCACCAGGGGCUUUUGUAUUUUAUCUGAGUUUCCCAAAUAUACGCGAAGCAGGGUCUCAAAUCCGCAACUGUGGUCCCUAGGCUACCUUCUCCUAAGGCUGGCAGCAAAUUUGGGAUUUCCUGAUCCCUUUCCGCAUUUUAUAACACGGAUUUCCUUUAGUUCACAACAGUAUCACUUCUUCGUCCUCCAGGCUAUGUUUCAAACACAGGCAGAGAUGCUCCUCACUUCCUAGAUGGGAUGGCGCCGGGAAGAGGCACUCCUCACUUCCCGGACUGGGCAGCAGGGCAGAGGGGCUCCUCACAUCCCAGAUGAUGGGCGGCCAGGCAGAGACGCUCCUCAAUUCCCAGAUGGGGUGGCGGCCGGGCAGAGGCUGCAAUCUCGGCACUUUGGGAGGCCAAGGCAGGCGGCUGGGAGGUGGAGGUUGUAGCGAGCCGAGGUCACGCCACUGCACUCCAGCCUGGGCAAGAUUGAGCACUGUGUGAGCGAGACUCCGUCUGCAAUCCCGGCACCUCGGGAGGCCGAGGCGGGCAGAUCAUUCGCGGUCAGGAGCUGGAGACCAGCUGGGCCAACACGGCAAAACCCCGUCUCCACCAAAAAAUACAAAAACCAGUCAGGCGUGGCGGCGCACGCCUGCAAUCCCAGGCACUGGGCAGGCUGAGGCAGGAGAAUGAGGCAGGGAGGUUGCAGUGAGCCGAGAUGGCGGCAGUACAGUCCAGCCUCGGCUCGGCAUCAGAGGGAGACCGUGGAAAGUGGGAGACGAGGGAGAGGCUCAGCAUCAGAGGGAGACCGUGGAAAGUGGGAGAUGAGGGAGAGCAACUUCAGUUUUUUAAUAACUGUAAAAUGCACUAUUAGAGAUGGAUGGAGAAGUUAAAGUAUUUCCAAACAUGCCAGAAGAAGGUAGGUUUUGGUAGGUUUUAGGAAAAAAAAAUCUAGUCUUGUAUUCCCUUAUAAAAAUUCUUAUUUUUCUUCCCAGAGCCUGGGUAGUAAGUUUCUCAGCUCCUUUUUCUAUUGGGUGAUUUCAAAUGGAAUUCUAGGCCUUAGCAUGAAAAUAUUACCAGGGAAAAGAAAUAGGGAAAAAAACCUGUCUUCCAUUUUGGUUACAGAAAAAAUGAGUUGUUUUCAAAAGAAAGUGUGGUGGAUUAUACUGGUGAAUUACAAAGAUGUUCCAUAACCUCAGUUCUUCUCCUUCUUAGGUUGAAGAAUUUGUGACUGUGGAUAAGUUCGUUUCCUGUUAUGUGAACUUGGCAGAUUAAUGCUAAAUCCUGUGGGACAGCAUUUAGCAACACCUAAAAAAGUACUCAAUUAUGAUUUUUUGUGUACUAAAUGAUUAUGGAAAUACUAAUUCUGUGUGGAAAGAACACACUCAAACUCAAAGGGCUUUUUCUAUGCUUUCAAUAACAACAAUCAACACAGAAGACUUUUGUGACCAAAAGCGUGGGUUUUCUCCCUACCAAAAGGCAAGCAGUGUAUCCUGCAGUGGACAGCAACUGGGUCUCUUCCAAUUCAGUUUUGACAUUCUCUACCCUGGAGAUAGUUUCAGAGCCCAUAGGUUGAUAGCUUAGUCCCCACAUCCCUCCCUCCCUUCCCGCCACUCCCUACCAUUCAGGUAUCAGUGGUAAGUCUGGACCAAUUAUAACCCACAGGUUUCAAGUUGGAGUUCUUGUGCUCUCUUUGGGUUUAACUUGCUAUUGUGGCUCGCAGAACUCAGGGAAACACUUACUCAUCUUCACAGUCUUCUUUCAUUUCUAUUUUUGUAGAGAUGGAGUCUCUCUAUGUUGCCCAGGCUGAACUCCUGGCCUCAAGUGAUCUUCCCAUCUUGGUCUCCCAAAGUGCUGGGAUUACAGGUGUGAGCCACCAUACCUAACUCUCAGGUUUCUUUCUUUUUCUUUUUUUUUGAGACAAGAGUCUCGCACCCUGUGGCCCAUGCUGGAGUGCAGUGGUGCAAUCUCAGCUCGCUGUAACCUCCACUGCCCAGAUUCAAGCUAUUCUCCUGCCUUGGCCUCCCAAAUAGCUGGGAUUAUAGGUGCACACCACCACGCCUGGCUAAUUUUUGUAUUUUUAGUAGAGACGGGGCUUCACCAUGUUGGCCAGGCUGGUCACGAGCUCCUGACCUCAAGUGAUCCACCCACUUUGGCCCCCCCAAAGUGCUGGGAUUACAGGCAUGAGCCACUGCACCCAGCCAAGGAUAUUUUAAAGGAUACAAAUAAACAUCCAGGUGAAGAGAUACAUAGGGUGAGGUCUAGAAGGGUCUUGAGCACAGUAGCUUCUGUCUCUGGGGUUAGGGUGUGCCACCCUCCCAGCUGAUGGAUAAGUUCUUGUUUACCUUCCUAUAAGCCUGCAUGUGUUGAGCUGUCCGGGAGCUUUCUGAAUCCUGUACUCUGGGGCCUUUUCUUGAGACCUCAUUGGAUAGGCAUGAUUCAUAACUAUGUAGAAAUUGGCUGGACAAAAAAAGUAGAAUCUAAUACUGAUAGACUGAAUGGGAAAAUCCAUCAAGCCCUGUCUGUUCAGAUUCUUUUUGGCUUCUCUAUGUAGCAUUCCUGCCUCCAUGGUAUGAGACAGGACCCCUUCUGAAAUGAAUGUCUGAUGACCCACAAUCAGAAAAGCUGGGAAGAUUAGACUCCUUCCUUGGGCAGGUGAAGGACAGCAGGAGAAGGUCAGUGAGAGAGAUUCUGUCUUCUCAGUCCUGCCUCUGAAGCCUACAGUGCCACAGCAGUAUAACAGGGGCUGUGACAGUUAUGAGCCAGGAAAAAUACAAAAAUUAGCCAGGUGUGGUGGCGCAUGCCUGUAAACCCAGCUACCCGGGAGGCUGAGGUGGGAGAAGUGCUGGAACCAAGGAGGCGGAGGCUGCAGUGAGCCAAGAUCAUGCCACUGCACUCCAGCCUGGGUGACAGACUGUGACUUGGUUGAAAUUAAAAAAAAAAAAAAGUUCCACAUAUCCCUAGGGCAGAGGCACACUGCAGCCAAGCUCUUUGCUAAGGAAAAACAAAAGUGACCUGUACUUCAGUUCCCAAUAAAUACUUAUAAGUAUUGUCCUUUCCAUCUGAGACCUCCUCAGCCUGAACUUUAUAUCACUAUCAGCAUUUUGGUCACAACCAUUCAGCAAGCCUCUAUAAAGUCUCAAACUGCCUCAUCUUCCUGUUGUCUUCUGAGCCCUCCACACUCUUCCAAACCUCUGCCUGUUAAGAAGUUCCAAAACCAAUUCCACAUUUUCAGAUAUCUUGAUAGCAAUGCGCCACUUCUCAGUACCAAUUUUCUUGUAUUAUUCCAUUCUUGCAGCAUGAUAAAGAAAUACCUGAGACUGGGUAAUUUAUAAAGAAAAGAGGUUGAAUUGGCCCAUGAUUCUGCAGACUGCACAGGAAGCAUGGUACUGGAAGGAUGGCAUCUGCUCAGCUUCUAGGGAGGCCUCAGGAAACUGACAAUCAUGGUGGAAGGCAAAGGGGGAGCAGCAGUUCACAUGGCCAGAGAAGGAGCAAGAGAGAACAGGGCAAGGUGCCACAGACUUUUAAAUGACCGGUUCUCACAAGAACUUACUAUCACAAGACCAGCACCACAGGGAUAGUGCUAAACCAUUCAUGAAGGACCACCAUCCAAUCACCUCCCACAAGGCCCCACCUUCAAUAUUGGGAAUUACAAUUCGACAUGAGAUUUGGGUGGAGAUUCAAAUCCAAACCAUGUCCUUUUGCUUUUUCUGUUUUGUUUGUGGAGUAGAUUUUUCUCCAUCCCUUUACUUCGAGCCUAAGGGUGUCAUUGCAUGUGAGAUGGGUCUCUUGAAGACAGCAUACCAUUGGAUCUUGCUUUUUUAUCCAAGUUGCCACUGUGCCUUUUAAUUGGGGCAUUUAGCCUGCUUACAUUCAAGGUUAGUAUUUAUAUGUGUAGAUUUGAUCCUAUCAUGUUGUUAGCUGGUUAUUAUGCAGACUUGUUUGUGUGGUUGUUUUAUAGUGUCACUGGUCUAUGUACUUAAGUGUGCUUUUGUGGUGGCUGGUAAUGGUUUUUUCUUUCCAUAUUUAGCACUCCCUUCAGGACCUCUUGUACAGAUGUUCUCUUUCAUUGUAAUCACACAGGAUGGGCUAUGUCACCCAAAUAACAAGUGGUGGUGAUUAACAUGGGAAAUGUUAUCUGCCAGGGUCACGCAUUACAGACUCUGUGCCCAGAGUAUUUUUUCAUGGCUCUGUUUUCUGUUAGUUGUAAUAGAAUACCUGAAAUUUGGCUGGGUGCGGUGGCUCGUGCCUGUAAUCCCAACACUUUGGGAGGCUGAUGCAGGUGGAUCAUUUGAGACCAGGAGUUUGUGACCAGCUCAGCCAACAUGGUGAAACCCUAUCUCUACUGAAAUAUAAAAACAAAGCUGGGCAUGGUCAUGCAUGCCUGUAAUCCCAGCUACUUGGGAUGCUGAAGCAUGGGAAUUACUUGAACUGGGAGGUCGAGGCUGCAGUGAGCCAAGAUUGCCCCCCCUGCAUUCCAGCCUGUGCAACAGAGCAAGACUGUUUCCAAAAACAAAAAAACAAAAAACCCUGAAUUUGGGUUAAUAUAUAAAAAAUACGCUCUCCCUCUCCCCCUCCCCACGGUCUCCUUCUCCCUCUCUUUCCACGGUCUCCCUCUGAUGCCCAGCCGAAGCUGGACUGUACUGCUGCCAUCUCGGCUCACUGCAACCUCCCUGCCUGAUUCUCCUGCCUCAGCCUGCUGAGUGCCUGCCAUUGCAGGCGCGUGCCGCCACGCCUGACUGGUUUUCGUAUUUUUUUGGUGGAGAUGGGGUUUUGCUGUGUUGGCCGGGCUGGUCUCCAGCUCCUAACCACGAGUGAUCCGCCAGCCUCGGCCUCCGGAGGUGCCGGGAUUGCAGAGGGAGUCUCGUUCACUCAGUGCUCAAUGGUGCCCAGGCUGGAGUGCAGUGGCGUGAUCUCGGCUUGCUACAACCUCCACCUCCCAGCCGCCUGCCUUGGCCUCCCAAAGAGCCAAGAUUGCAGCCUCUGCCUGCCCGCCACCCUGUCUGGGAAGUGAGGAGCGUCUCUGCCUGGCCACCUAUCAUCUGGGAUGUGAGGAGCCCCUCUGCCUGGCUGCCCAGUCUGGAAAGUGAGGAGCGUCUCUGCCCGGCCGCCAUCCCAUCUAGGAAGUGAGGAGCGCCUCUUCCUGGCCGCCAUCCAAUCUAGGAAGCGAGAGUCUCUGCCCGGCCGCCCAUGAUCUGAGAUGUGGGGAGCGCUUCUGCCCGGCCGUGACCCCGUCUGGGAUGUGAGGAGCGCCUCUGCUCGGCCGUGACCCCGUCUGGGAGGACUCAGUGACCUUUGAGGAUGUGGCUGUGAACUUCACCCAGGAGGAGUGGGCUUUGCUGGGUCCUUCCCAGAAGAACCUCUACAGAGAUGUGAUGUGGGAAACCUUCAGGAACCUGAUGUCUGUAGAAGUCAUAUGGUAGAGAGAGUCUGAAGGUAAGGAAGAUGGUCAAUGUGAAGAGAUCUUCAGCCUUGUUCCAAAUGGUAUAGUGAAGAUGACUUUUACUGGAGUCAAAUCAUGUGAAAGCAGUGUGUGUGAAGAAGGCAAUAUGGAUCAUUCAUCUCUUAACUGCUGCAUCAGAGCUGACACUGGACACAAAUCAGAUGAGUGUCAGGAACAUAGAAGCCACAUAAGCAGUGUGUGAAAAAAAUCAGAUGAGUGUCAGGAACAUAGAAGCCACAUAAGCAGUGUGUGAAAACCUUCAGCUAUUGCCACUCCUUUCAAACACAUGAAAGGCCUCACACUGGAAAGAAACUCCAUGUAAGAAAUGUGGAAAAACCUUCAUUUCUGUUCAAACCUUUUGAAGAUACAUGGUAAUGCACAGUGAAGAUGAACCUUAUAAAUGUAAGUUUUGUGGGAAGGCCUUUGAUAAUCUACAUUUAUAUCUUACACAUGAAAGAACUCACACUGGAGAGAAACCCUAUGAAUGUAAUAAAUGUGGGAAAGCCUUCAGUUGUUCCAGUUCCAUUCGAAAACAUGCAAGAAUUCACACCGGAGAGAAACCCUAUAUAUGUAAACAAUGUGGCAAAGCCUUUAGAUAUUCCAGUUCUAUUUGAAAUCAUGAAAACACUCACACUGGUGAAAAACCCUGUGAAUGUAAGCAAUGUGGGAAAGCCUUUAGUUAUUCCAGUUACUUUCGAAUACAUGAAAGAAUUCACACUGGAGAGCAGGUGUAUAAAUGUAAGGAAUGUGGAAAAACAUUCACUUAUCCCAGUGCCUUUCAUAAACAUAAAAGUACCCACACUUCACAGAAACUUUAUGAAUGUAAGGAAUGUGGGAAAGCAUUUGAUUGUUUUAGUUCCUUUCAUAGUCGUGAAGGGGUUCACACUGGAGAGAAACCCUAUGAAUGCAGAACGUGGAAAAGCCUUCAGUAGUUCUAAGUACUUAAAAAUACAUGGAAGAACUCACACUGGAGAGAAGUCCUAUGCAGUAAAGAAUGAGGGAAAGUAUUUUAUUGUCUCAGUCCCCUUAAAAACAUGAAAGGACUCACAUCAGAGAAAAGUUGUAUGAAUGUAAAAAAUGUGAUAAAGGCUUCCAUUUGUCCAGUACUGUUAGAAACCAUGAAAGAAGUCACAUUUAAGAAAAACACAGUGAUGUUAGGAAUAUGGGGAAGCUUUCCUUUCUCUUCCAGUCUUUUGAAGGCACAGGGUAUGACACACUGGUGACCUUAUAACUGUAAGGAGUGUGGAUAAGUAUUUAUUAGUCCUUGUGUGUUUUAGAUACAUGAAAGAAUUUACUCUAGAAGGAAACUCUAUGAAUGUAAAGAAUGUGGUAAAACCUGUGUAGUUUCAGUUUCUCUUGAAUAAAGUCAUUUCCUGGUAUUCUCAGGGGAUUGGUUCCAGCACCCCUUGAGAAUAUAUAAUUUUGCUCAAGUGCUUUAUAGAAAAGUGUAUUUGCCUAUAACUAGGCAAUCCUGUAUACUUUAAAUCAUCUCUAGAUUACUUAUAAUACCUAAUGCAUUGUAAAUGCUAUGAAGACAACUGUUUUAUUGUAUUUAGGGAAGUAUGACAAGAAAAAACAUCUGUACAUAUUCAGUACAGACACAACCACCAUACGGCUACCUACCUAGUACACAUCAUCUACAAUAUAACAUUUUCUUUUUAAAAAACAGUUAUGGAUUGGUUUCAUUAAAUGACCUGCAAGCGUG